This is a messenger RNA of Brachypodium distachyon (stiff brome), 1578 nucleotides long. RefSeq lists its product as uncharacterized. The coding region runs from base 265 to 975 and encodes 236 amino acids. The record is from RefSeq and is a predicted model, not a curated record. The transcript has a single exon. Lineage: Eukaryota; Viridiplantae; Streptophyta; Magnoliopsida; Poales; Poaceae.
UAUAACACACAUUCAAGAGAAAUCAGACAUGCAUGGUUGCGACUUGGGUAGAAAAAUCUGAGUUGUUGUUACUUGCAUCGAAAGUCCCCGGUGUGUUUAAUGGAACGCGUAUUUGCACGACUUGUAUAGGCGUUUGCCAAACGUAUUACUCAGCGUUCAAGAUUUGACCUCCUUUGUAUAAAUACAACAGUAUUCGCAUAAUCCCCAUAGUUAAGUCGGCAAGAGAAGUGAUCAUCUCAAUCCAAUCCCAAAUUAAACUUUGCGAUGUACACGACCAAGCCGCUCUCGGCGUUCAGGAGCCACCCGGAGGAGGCCGCGUCCGUGCCGCCUCCCUCCGGCGGCAGCCCCGGCUACCUCGUCAUCAAGACCACCGACGACGACGACGGCGCCGGCGGAGAGACGUGCUGCUGGGGCUGCUGCGACGACACGCAGAUCCGCCGGCUCCCUUUCCCGCAGAACCGUGUCAUCACGGUCCGCGAGGGCGACGACGAAGAAGACGUCGUGUUCAUCCCCGUGCCCGGCCAGCCGCUCUCCUUCAACCGCUACUACGCGGUCCUCGCCCGUGGCAAGCACCGCGGCAUGGUGCGGCCGUGCUCCAGGGAGCAGGACGUGGCCACGAGCUGCUUCUGCUGCCGGGUCAUCCGGGACGCGUCGCCGCGCGCGUUCGACCCGGACGACGUGUACCAGCAGAUGGAGAUCGUGCCGCACAGGAAAGGCGGCAGCUUCAAGGCGAGGUCGGUCGCCGCCGACGGCCACCCUUACGAGCUGUACCGGACAAGGUACUGGCAGGCGUACGCGUCCAGGCCCAAGAACUUCGACCUCGGCGAGGCCCUGGGCCUCAACGACCCGCUCCGGUCGCGCCAGCUGCGUGCCCAGGACCUGACGCUGUCGCUCCACCCGGCGCCGGCGGAGGGCGUGGUUGGGAGGUGGUACUGCCCGUUCUUCUACGUCAAGGAAGACGGCGUGCCACUCUAGAAGCAGAUGGACCGGGCCACGUUCUACGAGGUCGUCCUGGAGCAACGACGGGAGAACGUCGAUGCCGUGCGUGGCAGCAAGAUGGCGCUCGUCGGCGGGGUUGACGCGGGGAAUCUGGAGUCGUCGGGGAGCUCGCAGGACGAUGGAUACGUCUGGUUCAGGGCUGCGGCUGGGCAGAGGGUGGGUGUGUUGGGAAGCAUGUGGGAGAAGAUGCUUUGGGAGGAGCGCAGAGGCGGGUGGGCCGACGAAGAAGACGGCGUCGAGAGGGCGGUGAUCGCCGCCGGCGUGUCGUCGGUUCUUGUUGAGAGGUUCGCGGUCAAGAGGAUGGAUGGCAGCGUCGCCGUGGCGUUUGACUUUGUGCAUCUCAACAGGGCCAGACCGAUGUGACCAUGAAAACAGGACAAACUACGUCACGGUGACAACGUGUAGUCGUGACUCGUGACCGGAUUAAUUGCCGAACAAGAUCGAUUUCAUCUUGUAAAUUAUGCUUGCACAAUAGAAUGGUGGGCACGUCAUGGAUGCAUUAGUAUUUGUAUUUUCUAUGUGAGCCAUAGGAUGGCAAAUAAUUAUAACUAAAUCAUGUAAAAAAAUGUAAUUAAAUCC